UCAGUAUCAUUUUAUUCGUACACCGGUACCGAACAGAUUGUCUGUUUAGAAAAGUCCCCAGAUAAAUUCUCAGUUUUUUUUUCACAUUCACAUUCCUAUUUCUUUUUCGUGAAAAAAUUCGAGUGUGGAACCAGACGGACUUGUGUUUUAAAAUCGCCCAAAUUCAAAGUGUUAGCGUGUUUGCGUUCAAAACGGGGGGGAAAAAAAACCCAUUUGAUAACUUGAAACCAGGAGGAAAGCCCGAAGUCCAACCAAGAUGAACAAGCUGCGUCAGUUCCAUUGCUCGUUAAAGGGCGUCGCUGCGCUGUGCAAGUCGCAGGCCCUCUCCAAAAUGGGAGUGCGGUUCUCCUGCGGCGAGGGCAAGGCGUUAACCAGGGGCUUGGUCGUCGGCCUGUAUCAGAAGGAGGGCGACAAGGAUCCCAAGUUGACGGCGGCGGGCCACAAGAUCGACCAGCGGGUGCAGGGUAAGCUGAUGAAGGUGAUCUGCGAGACGAAACUGGACGGUCGGUUGGGUCGCGGCAAGGUCUUCCACAACAUCGACACAGAGUUCGCGGCCAUCGCCGUGGUGGGUGUUGGCCUGGAAGGCAUCGGCUUCAACGAACUGGAAAUGCUCGACGAGGGCAUGGAGUUCGUGCGCGUUGCUGCCGGCGUGGGCGCGAGAUCCCUGCAGAUGCAGGGCAUCACCAAUGUCCUGGUCGAUGGAAUGGACUACGCCGAACAGGCGGCCGAGGGCUCGCAACUGGCCGUGUGGCGUUUCCCGGACAAUCUGUCCAAGAAGAACAUGCCGAUGAUCCCCACUCUGGAGCUGUACGAUUCCCCGGACCACGAGGGCUGGACGCGUGGCAUCUUCAAGGCGGAGGCCCAGAAUCUGGCGAGGCGCUUGAGCGACGCCCCCGCCAACUGCAUGACGCCCACCAUGUUCGCCCAGGCCACCGUGGACGCCCUGUGUCCCUGCGGCAUCACCGUGGAGGUCCGCACCAUGGACUGGAUCGAGGCCCAGCGCCUGAACUCCUUCCUGAUGAUCGCCAAGGGCAGCUGUGAGCCACCGGUGCUCCUGGAGCUGAGCUACUGCGGCACAGCGCCCGACGACAAGCCCAUCCUGUUCGUGGGCAAGGGCAUCACCUUCAACUCGGGGGCGCUGAACCUGCGACCCUGCAAGGACAUGGACGAGUACCGGGGCAGCAUGUCCGCCGCCGCCUGCUGCGUGGCCAUGAUGCGGUGCAUCGCCGCCCUGUCGCUGCCCAUCAAUGUGACCUGCAUCAUUCCGCUGUGCGAGAAUAUGCCGUCCGGCAUGUCGGCGAAGCCCGGCGAUGUGGUGACCCUCUUGAACGGCAAGUCGAUGGCUGUGCGGGAUCUGGACAAGGCCGGUGUGGUGGUGCUAGCAGAUCCCCUGCUCUACGGCCAGAAGACAUACUUGCCCAGGCUGGUGGUGGACAUUGCCACAUUAAACACGGGCGUGAAGAAGGCCUUCGGUGGCGGCGCCACUGGCAUCUGGUCCAAUUCGCACUACAUCUGGAAGCAGUUCCAGCGGGCCGGCUCCAUUUCCGGUGACCGUGUGUGGCGUCUCCCCCUGUGGCAGUACUACAAGCGCCAGGUCACCGACGAGCGCUCCUACGAUCUGAGCAACAACGGCCGAGGAUUGGCCACCUCGUGCCUGGCCGCCGCCAUCCUCCACGAACUCGUGCCCUGCGUGGAUUGGGCGCAUCUGGAUACCCGGGGCACCGGAUUGAUUUCCAAGUACGGUCUGGUUCCCUAUCUGACCGCCAAGCGGAUGACGGGACGACCCACCCGCACCCUCGUGCAGUUCGUCUACCAAAUGGCCUGUCCGGAGAUGAAGUGAGAGGGCUAAGUCCACUGCGGAGUAUAGCCAUAUGUGGCCAUAUGCUGACCGAGUCCAGAUAGGGCGCCCCACCCGUUCUCUCGUUCGGUUCGUUGCAAAAGACCUGUCUGCAUUUCGAUUGAGGAGAAGCCCCAUGCGGAGGUGAUGUUGCCGUGGUAUGCAGUAUUUUCCCAAGUGUUAUAUAUUGUUUUGAUAUUUUCAAGUAAACCAAGGACUUUUGGCGUUAAA
Messenger RNA from Drosophila ficusphila, 2068 nucleotides. Its product is annotated as cytosol aminopeptidase. The record is from RefSeq and is a predicted model, not a curated record. Lineage: Eukaryota; Metazoa; Arthropoda; Insecta; Diptera; Drosophilidae. Gene Ontology annotation, biological process: proteolysis. Gene Ontology annotation, cellular component: cytoplasm. Gene Ontology annotation, molecular function: metalloaminopeptidase activity; manganese ion binding.